Molecule: messenger RNA, 1338 nt
Organism: Penicillium subrubescens
Lineage: Eukaryota; Fungi; Ascomycota; Eurotiomycetes; Eurotiales; Aspergillaceae
Product: cytochrome P450
Exons: 1
Coding region: 1-1338 (445 amino acids)
Molecular function (GO): heme binding; monooxygenase activity; oxidoreductase activity, acting on paired donors, with incorporation or reduction of molecular oxygen
Source: RefSeq, a predicted model, not a curated record
AUGGGCGAACUGUACUGGGAUAACGCAGGCAUUCUGGUUCAACCGUACGGCAAGGAAUGGCAAAUACGCCGACGUAUGCUGCACCAAGCCCUGAAUCCAUCUGCACUGAAACUAUACAAGCCUGUUCAAGAGGCGGAGGCAGCGAGAUUAUGCCGGGCGCUACUCGAUCAACCCAAGUCAUAUGAAGGACUUAUCGAUCGGUUUACAGCGAGUGUGGUAUUCAGCAUUGCGUAUGGCCACAGAAUUGACUCGAUGAGUUCGGAAGUCAUCCGGCAACGUCUUGAAUUUAUGCAGUAUUCUGCGUCUCUCAAUGUACCAGGGAGAUAUCUGGCCGAGUCAAUUCCCUGGCUGAAAUACGUCCCCGACUUUCUUGCACCAUGGAAAGCAGAGAUCCAGCGGAAGGGCCGCGAAGAAGCGGCGACGAACGUGGCACUGCUACGUCGAGUUCAAGAUGAGCUUCACAAUGCCAAAAGGCCGUCUGACGUACCAGACUCUCUAUCCAAGUUGCUUCUUGAAGCUCGAGAGGCAGACCCUGCUACAUUUGGCGUUCUCAGCGAAAGAGAUUUCUCAUUUGUACCAGCAUCGCUAUUUGGAGCCGGUAGUGACACGACCGCGAGUACGUUGUGCAGUGCAAUCCUCAUGCUGGUGACAAAUCCACAAGUACAAGCCGGAGCACACGCAGAGCUCGAUCAUAUCGUGGGAAUGACGCGUCUUCCCACAUUCGACGAUGAGGAUAACCUCCUUUAUCUCAAAGCUCUCUGUAAUGAAAUACUUCGCAUUAGACCCGUCGCUGUUCUCGGAGGUACACCACAUGCAAACUCGGUUGCAGAUACCUACAAGGGUUACUACAUACCGCAGGGCACGACCAUCCUCUCCAAUUCAUGGGCAAUCAAUCUCAACCCAACAUACUACCCGAACCCGCACCAUUUCAACCCACUCCGUUUCUUGGGCAUCCGUCCAGAGUCACUCUCCUAUCUUUCAAAGUCCUCACCAGAAGAUCUUGCGGAAAUGUCUCCACCACGACCCCAUCCUGCGAAAGAGGGACAUAGCUCCUUUGGCUGGGGACGACGUAUCUGUCCAGGAGCGGGAUUAGCACAUAAUUCCUUGUUCAUUUCAUUGGCGCGUCUCUUGUGGGCGUUUGAAUUCAGACCGGCACGUGAAGCUAAUGGUGCCGAGAGAAGAUAUGAUACCUUUGCCUAUACCCAAGGCUUUAAUAUUCGGCCUCAGCCGUUUGAAUGUGAGAUUUCUGUACGGAGCGAGACGCACCGACAGGUCUUGAUGGCUGAGGGUAUCAGUGCUGAGAAAGUGAUGAAUCGUUUCCCUCCUUUUGAAGAAUAG